CGGCCUUGCUGGAAUCCGAGCGAGGAGAGAAGAGAUCGAUCGAUAGACCGGGCAAUAAUCGCCAUGGGCGCCGGAGCCUCCGUGCCGACGGACCCGAAUGGCGCGAUGCGUCUGCAGACCCCGUCGCGAAUCGUGGCCGCGUUCCUGAACCUCGCCAACAAGCCGCACCACGUGCCGCUCGUGGCGGCCAAGACGCAGUGGAAAAUCGCGCAGCCCUUUGUGGGGGCCAACGGCGAGCCGUCCACGAAUGAGCAGGAGCUGCUGCACAUGCUGCACGACCCCGUGGGGCAGAAGCACAUCGGCGCCUUCGCCAAGAAGAUCCUGACGUCCGAGACCUUCUUCUGCUGGGUCGAGAUCAAGGAGUUCCGGGAGGCGCCAUCCAUCGGGUACCGCAAGUCGAUGGCCAAACUCAUCUACCGCAAGUACAUCAAGAACGGCUCGACCAUGGCGCUCGGAAGCAUCACGUCCGACCUCAUCGCGCUCUACGAUAAAAAAAUCGCCGAGCUCGAGGCCAGCCACGGCUCCAGCGCGACGGUCGAAUUCUUUGACCCUCUCAUGACAAACAUCGUGGCCGAUAUGUGUCAAAACACCUUUAUGCGCUUCAAGUCCUCGCCGGAGUAUGAGGCGUACAAGAAAGACCUGAAGGAUACGUACAACAAGGUCACGAUCGAGGACUUCGAAUACCUGGAGCUGCUUGGUAGUGGCGGCUUUGGCCGGGUCGUCCACGCUCGCAAAAAGUCGACGGGCAAGCACUACGCCAUGAAGAUUCAGCUCAAGACCGGUCUCCUGGACGAGCACCACGAUCAACUAAGCCAGAUCACAUCCGAGAAGGACAUUUUGCAGAUCUGCCACAACCCGUUCGUGCUGGACAUGCACUACAGCUUCCAGACGCCGGCGCAUGCCAUCAUCGUGACAGAACUCGUUCGAGGCGGCGACCUGGGGGAUGCACUCAAAUCGUCUCGGGACGGCUACCUACACGAAGACCGAGUGCGGCUGUACGCGGCUGAGAUCGGCCUAGCACUCAACCACAUGCACGAGCUGGGGCUUAUUUAUCGCGACUUGAAGCCUGGUAACGUACUUCUUGGGGAAGACGGGCAUGUUAUCUUGGCCGACAUGGGUCUCGCUGCUGGUUUCGACCCAGUGAAGCUGAAGAAGGACGACUCGGGCGACUACCGGUAUACACCAGUGCAGCCGAAGCUCACGCGACGGAAGACUACAGUAGGAACCCGAGGGUACAUGGCACCCGAAAUCAUAUCGGGCAAGCUCGUAAAGCGCGACCAGCGGCCCGGGUACACGUUUGCAGUGGACUUUUGGUCUCUUGGGGUCACCGUUUUCGAGCUGAUGUGCGGCUUCCAGCCGUUCAGCAUGCACUCGAGCGGCAAUUUCUUCCAGGAGGUGGCGAACGAGGAGAUUUUCCGAUUGUCUCCGCGAACACAACACAAGAUCGAGCUUCAGAAAAUGGCACAGGGCGUCACCUUCCCGCUGCACCUGACUCGGAACGCGCAGGACUUUUUGAAGCGUCUGCUGGAGGUGUCGCCGGAGCACCGACUAGGCUGCAACCCCGAGAAGGGCUUCGCGGAGUUUAUGGAGCACCCGUUCUUCGAGACCGUGGACUGGGAGAAGCUCAUGAUGAAGCACAUUGACCCCAAAUUCAAGCCUGCGCUGCCGCUGCUGACCGACAAGAAAAUCUACAAUUCGUACGAGCACAUGAUGUCACACUUCGACAUGCGCGACAAGGACUUCAUUCGACAUGACUGGUACGCGGAUCCCGACCCAGAAAUGCAGAAGCACUUUGAUACAUGGGACUACAUUUCGCAGUACACUCUGCGAGCAGAGCUCGGUAUCGCCAAGGAGCUGGACGAGACCAACAUCCCGUACAAGGUGUUGCAGCUCACGGGCGAAGACAGCAAGGCCAAGUUCACAGCGCCCAAAUAG
Messenger RNA from Phytophthora sojae, 1935 nucleotides. RefSeq lists its product as hypothetical. The record is from RefSeq and is a predicted model, not a curated record. Bases 64 to 1935 code for a protein of 623 amino acids. Gene Ontology annotation, biological process: protein phosphorylation. Gene Ontology annotation, molecular function: protein serine/threonine kinase activity; ATP binding. NCBI's taxonomy places the organism in Eukaryota, Oomycota, Peronosporomycetes, Peronosporales, Peronosporaceae. The transcript has 4 exons.